Toxotes jaculatrix (banded archerfish) is the source of this 2139-nucleotide messenger RNA. It is a transcript of the gene rflnb, whose product is annotated as refilin B. Gene Ontology annotation, molecular function: filamin binding. The transcript has 3 exons. NCBI's taxonomy places the organism in Eukaryota, Metazoa, Chordata, Actinopteri, Toxotidae. Gene Ontology annotation, biological process: negative regulation of chondrocyte development; actin filament bundle organization; skeletal system morphogenesis. Gene Ontology annotation, cellular component: actin filament bundle. The coding region runs from base 418 to 1029 and encodes 203 amino acids. The record is from RefSeq and is a predicted model, not a curated record.
UUGAGGGGAGAGAAGUUUGAAGAGGAGCCGCGGGCAGCAGGAGUCUUUCACAUCCUUUUCUCAGCGCAGCACAGAAGUAAAUGCAUUCUCUCAUCUUUUUAUACACAAUCAGCCGCGGGGCUGGGCCGUGCUUUUAAUAGAUUUUAAUGUCAAAGUAAAAAAAAUAAAAUAGUUUUAGAUUUCUUGUUUUGCAGGGGUCUGAAGCUCGGGGGAACUGAAUUAUCGCCCGGUUGAUGGUAUUUCCAGCGGGCAGCCGUGCAUGCUGUCCGGGAAGGAGUUUGCAAUAACACCGUGGGACUUUGCAACAAAACAAAACCACUGGACGAAAGAAACAACACGAGGAACUCAAAUCUGGAAAUAUUUCUCUUUCGUAACCUGCGUCUUACUCGCUGGAGUUGUGCAACUUUUUAACUAGAAAUGGUUGGCAGGUUGAACUUGCCAAAUGUAUGUGAAGGAGAUCCACUGGAUAUGAGCUGCAGGGCUGAUAGAGGACUUGACAGCCCGGACUCUGGGUUACCCCCGAGCCCGAGCCCCAGCGCCUGGCUGCAGCCUGUGUGCGCGGAUAAAGCCGGGGGCGUGAGCCCGGUGUCUGAGGACGAGGGAAGGGGCUCCCUGGUUCCAGUUUUACCCACCGCAGCUGUCCCACAGCUACACCCGCUGUCCUUUGGAGAAGGCAUAGCACUUGAUCCAUUACCACCGAAGGAAAUAAGAUACAUCUCAUCCGUGCACUACAACUCGGACCGCCACUUCAUCCAGGACGUGGAUCUGCAGCCGUGGGGCCAGGGCCUUGAACAUUGCAGGCAGACUAUCAUGGCCUUGCCCCACAGCACCUGGCGCCACUACAAAACACAGCUGGACUUCCAGCCUCGCCAUCGCCCGCAGCGCUUCAAGAGCACCACCAUCAUCUACCCCAAGAAAACCAGCGCUGUUUACACCACAGAGCUGAGCUACGAUUGCCGCCGACUAUCCAGGCGAUUCCUCUCCAGUGUGGAGCUGGAGGCGGCUGGUCAUAGAAAGCUACCUCAGUGAGAGGGGUGGGCAGGUGGCUGGGGAAACGCAAAAGCGGUCAUUCGCCACGGUCCCCAUGCUGUGGCUCCCAUAAGGCUGGCUGCCAAUGACCUGCUGUGUUGUCUUUUUACAGUUGUGUAGCCUAUGCUUUUAAGUGCCUAUCCCAAGCUGUGGACACAAAGCAUCUGUGCUGUGGAUGUUACAGGUAGCAGAGAUGUUGUAUGUAUGAUAUGUAUGUAUCCCUGCCAAUGAAUGAAACAGUGCAUUGGCAUGGAUAUUUAAUUAAGCGCUUCAGUUUGUUAGUCAGUUAGAACUGACUUAUAUGGGCCGAGAUAAGGAGAAUACUUAUUUGCCCUCCGCAAAGUCAUUCUCCUCAUGUCAUACCAAGUUGGUCAAGCCUGCAGAGUGAUUGGUUUUUAAAUUUGAGGCCUGUCACAGUUCAUAGAAUUUGUUUUGAAUUAAUCAAAUAGAAGAGGACCUUUUAGAACUGCUAACUUAGGAUAUGGAUAAGUGACUAGUAUGUGAGGGAGAGGAAAGGCAAAUAAAUGUGGUGCUGGAGUUUUGGGUGCACGCUAAGAAAUCACUAGCUUAUCCACACUGUACAAAGGAUGUGGUGAAAAUACUUAACACGUGUUUUGUUUCUUCACAGGGUAUUGUGUAUUUCUGCACAACAUAGCACAAGCUAAGCUCUCCCCAAGCCUUUUCUCUGGCCACUGUUUAUGGCUGAGAUUCAUGAUGUGUUAUGUAAAUGUUGAUAGAUUAAGGGAAGUUUUCUAUUCAUGGUGAUGUGUAAGCUAAAACUGAUUUUAGCAGGUAGUGUAGAUGGAUGGUGAGAGUGGAGUUUACUGAAAAGUGGAUCGUAUUUUUGAUAUCACUCACUGGCUUAGUAGUGAAAAUAACAAGCUGCAUUCCACUGCUAUCACUUUCUUUGGCUUGACUUGGAUUGAAAUUGUAUUUAUUCUGUUGAAGUUUUUGGAUCUGAGAUUUUAUCAGCUGAUUAACGGGUCUUCACAGUCAUGGCAAGGGAUAUAUUUGUGAUGCCCCUUGUGCCUUAUCGAUAUAUCUGUUAAUGCUUCUUUUUGAUAUUUGUCACCUAUUCAGUGCCAGUUUGAAAUAAAGUAAUAACGUGUU